GUAUCCCGAAAAGGUCCCCAGUUUCGGGCGCACCAAUUCCUGGUGUCCAAUACGCCCACCGGGGAAUAGGUGCGGCGCCUUUUCUGGGGUCGCCCAUGGUCAUCAUCCGUCGAUUGAAGGUUCUUAGAGCAAGUUCCUCGAAAUUGGCUUAGUGAUGAGGCACGAAGUGGUUUGACUGUGAAGAAGGUUGGCCAAGUUUUCUGCCUCUAGGGACCCCCCCCCGGCUGGCGAGUCACGAGAAAAAUAUUUGAACGCUAUGCUUGGCUUUUGGAUACCACGUCUGUCUGUCACUCCCUCCCUCGCUGGGAUUGUGGUCGGGAAUGAUCAAUUUCUGAGGCCGGGUGAUAAUGCGCUACUGACGAAGGAGUGACAGGUAGCAAAAAAGGAAACGGGUUGUGUACGCGUCGCUAGACGUUGUUAUCGUCGUCGUUGUCGUCGUUUGAAGCAGUGAUUGUAGCUUUCACCUUUUUCAGUUAGGGGCGUGUGUUAUGCUUGAUGUGAGUUUUGUGGGGGGCAAUUAGCACAAUCUGACGUGACGAUCGGUUGAUCAAGCACGGGAGGAGGGAGGGAGGGGAGGAGCCAUCCACCGCGGACCAGAAAUUGGGUUCCUGCUCGCCUGGCCGGGUUUGAUUUGCUUUGCACCUCUGACCGCUUGCUUGGCAUUCAAUCAGCAUAGUAUUGCUGUGGGGGAUGGAGAUGGACUCAUAUAGGAGGCCUUCAUAUAAAUGCGCACUUAUCUUCCUGAUACCAGUUUUUCUGGUUCCUGGAAAUGGUCGUUAGCUGCUUGUGCGGUGUGACUCUGUCUGAAGAGCUCUGCACAUAGCUUUCGAGGCACUUGUCGUGAGCACCUGGUGUAGCUCGGCCUGUCUUUCGCAAUGCUUGCUUUGACAGGUUGAGUCAAACUGUCUAACACCCUUCUUGCUCCUUCUUAUCUUCAUUUCCAGUUCGAACUCGAGAGAGUAAUUCAAGUGUUUCUGAAUCCUUACCCUUGUUGGAAAGCUUCGUGCUUAGAAUGAAAAGUCCUCUUGGGACUCUACCUCCAGAUUAUGAACAUUUUGAGCACAAAGUGAGAUAGUCAGUUCCGAGUGGAAAGGAUCUAGAGCACUUGUAUCACUGGGAGUAUUCUUGAACACUGUGCAAGUGUACAGCGCUACUUCAAUUCUCUUCGAAACGUUCACAAUCAGUGUGUAUUUUCUCCGACAGCUUCUCGUGAGUGAGGAAGAGCAACCAGAGAGGGUGCACUUGGAAAGGAGCAACGAGUUUGGGGUUUUAGUGCGAGCGCCAGUAGAGUAGAGAAAGAGUUGAAAAGUGGCCUGAGAGGCAGCAGCCUCGGGGAAAGCCUAGACGGUCCGAAAGAGGGGUAUGGUCAGCUCAUAUAUUCGCAGUAACAACUGCAACUGGAAGCAUCGGACGGUUUGGGAAAGUGUGCAAGAGGAGCGAGGUCAUGUGGUAUUGAGAGAAAUAGGAAGCCGAAACGGCGGAGGAGAGUGGAGGUCUUAGUGCGAUGGAUUUGGGGACUGGCCGUGAGGGUACUGAUCCACAACAGCAACAGAAAAGUUCGCAUCAAACGCAGCAGCAGCAGCAACCCCAGCCACUCUCACCGCUGCCAGCACCCCUUCCUUUGCUGAUGCCGCAGCCGCUGGCCGUAUCCAACUUUCAUUCCGCUCCACCACCGCUUCAGCAGCACCACCAACAUCAUCAGCUGCAUCAUGAGAUACCAAGUUCUACGAAGCUGAAGCUCUUGAACACUUCCAGCGGCAACGGAGGGUCAGUACCAUCCAAGGGCGAUCAUGUAGGUGCAGAUCAGGCUCGUGAGAUCUUGCGUCAAGCAGUUCAGGGAGCAGCCGCUGGUAAUGAGUCGGCGUCCACAAAGCCGUCGAAUGUGAAGAAGGGUACCGUUCGGUAUCGAGAGUGCCAGAAGAACCAUGCGGCCAGCAUUGGCGGCCAUGCUCUUGACGGUUGUGGGGAGUUCAUGCCCGGUGGCGAAGAGGGUACCGUGGACGCGCUCCGUUGCGCGGCCUGCGACUGCCACCGCAACUUCCAUCGUCGAGAAGUUGAAGGCGAGGUUCUGUGCGAGUGCAAGCGCAAACAAAAGCCUGGUGUACAACUAGGUGCGGCAGUGAUCACAUCCCAGCACCCACCUGGCGGGACCAUACCGUCCACCCCAAUGGCCACUCUGGCUCUACCGCCAAGCGCUGGUGUAAUGACACCGUUGACGAUGGCGGCAUUGAGCACUGGUGGUCCCACAGACAGUGACGAGCAAGACGAUGGCCUGGGAAAUAGUGGCGGUGGCAUGAUGAUGUCCAUGAGGUCGCCCUCCGCGAUCAAGAAACGGUUCCGGACGAAAUUCACGAAUGAGCAGAAGGAUCAGAUGUGUGCAUUUGCGGAGAAGGUCGGGUGGCGCAUCCAGAAACACGACGAAGCUUCCGUCCAGGAGUUCUGUGCCACGGCGGGCAUCAAGCGGCAUGUCUUGAAGGUCUGGAUGCACAACAACAAGCACACCAUGGGAAAGAAGCCUACAUAACGCCUACCUAUCCUUGGCCAAGUAGAUCCAUCUAUUCAUUGUCCUCAAAUCGACGUCGAUCGAUUCUGAUGUACACUUCUUACUUUCAUGUGAUUAAGUACAAGUUCUGUGCUUGUCAAUGCUCAGAAUUUCGUACACGAGACAUCAACUAGCUGUUUCUUCUUGAGCUCUCUCAAUCUGCCAAGCUGUUACGCAUUCCAGAGUUGCCGAACAGGGGUUCCUCGAGGCCUUGUAAGUUUAUCGAUUUGAUCCGCUAUAAGACACUUGGUUAUCAUUCCUUUCCAAGAAAAUCUGGAUGAAGCGUAGAUUGCUGACCAGAGAUUCCAUGGCUCUCAAGUCAGGGUUCGUGUUUGAUCGAAACCCGCCGCUGCCUUACGGCUCGGCCAGCUUACGACAUCGACUUCUGUCUGUAAAGUACCAUGAGGUGAGCGUUGAUCUCACUGGCUCCAGUGUAGCAUUAGUACACUAACAGGAGUUGUUGUGGAAACCACUCCUAUUAAAAUAGUCUGGUAUAAUUUCUAGAUUAGUUACAUUGAAUCGCGUAAGAGAGACGUAGCAGUAGCCUGGAAUUCAUUGUGAUCGAUUCCGUAGCAAGCAUUGGCAUCGAAGUCGAUCAAUAUAUCAGAGCCCUCACUUCCACGACGUUGUGGAGAUGUGUGUGACCGACGUGGUGAUGUAGCAGCAUCAGCGUAGCACAAUGUUGAGUUAAAUAUCAUACCGUGAAUAUGUGCUUCGUAUCUACAUCGUAAUGUGGUAGCCGGAUUACUCUCUCCAUUAAUUUAUUCUCAUGAUAUUAUUCUCUCUUGCUAAA
Messenger RNA from Physcomitrium patens, 3335 nucleotides. NCBI's taxonomy places the organism in Eukaryota, Viridiplantae, Streptophyta, Bryopsida, Funariales, Funariaceae. The record is from RefSeq and is a predicted model, not a curated record.